Mytilus trossulus (common blue mussel) is the source of this 946-nucleotide messenger RNA. RefSeq lists its product as uncharacterized. The record is from RefSeq and is a predicted model, not a curated record. The transcript is spliced from 5 exons. Lineage: Eukaryota; Metazoa; Mollusca; Bivalvia; Mytilida; Mytilidae. The coding region runs from base 112 to 480 and encodes 122 amino acids.
CAUUAAGAUACAUGAAGCUAAUGACUAUAUAUAAAUAAAAAACCUCGAGUAAUUUUUACCUUCACGUCCAAGGAAUACCCAAGAGUAAAGCAUAUAUCUAGGAUAUACAAAAUGAAUUACAUAUUUGUUUGCCUGAUACUUGCAUUAUCUAUCUUGGAAGCAUCAACACAGUUUUAUCAAGACUACCGAUCACAAAGAAAAUUCAUGGACGAAGGAUUUGAAUAUAUUCGUGAAUCUCCAUCUUUUCAAUAUAACACUUUUUCACGAUAUUUAUAUCCAAGAUCGAGACAAACAAGGAGACCCAGUAUAUAUGAAACCUAUAGACCUCAGAGACAAUACAAUUCAUAUGGCAGUGGUAUAAUGCAGUCACGAGGAUUUUUAGAUGAAGGAAUGGAACACGUGCAGGAACGUGGGACAGUCGGGGAUAUGCAUUCAUUAAUGUCAAAUCCAUCCUUAUUAAUGGCUGCUUUAUUUGCAUAGGAUAAACAAAAAGUCAUAUCAUUCUACGAACUUAUUUACAUAACAGUUUAGUUGGUUUGGUCACUAUACACUUUUUAUAUUAAAAAGUCAGCAUAAACGACAUGAUGCAUAGCGGAACAGGACAGUGUAUCAAAUCACAACAUACUUUUCGACCCCAGAUUAACUAAAACUGUGAUCACAUACUUUUGUAAACGACCUAUAUAAAUAUAUCUAUUAUAAAUAGUGCGAGAACUAUAAUAUGUUGUUGUUGUUACAAAGGAAUUAAGAUGGAGGUAUACUAAAGUGCUUGGCAAUAGCUCAUGUUGUCAACCUUGAAUUUGAUUAACUUUGUUAUCUUGUCAUUGUUAUAGACAGUUUGUUUUACAAUUUUGUUGUAGUUAUAUGUGUUGUUUGUCAAAGAUUUGUUUGUUGAUUAAAGAAUUAUAUGUAUAAAUGUACUUUUUGGAAUAAAAUAAAUAAACGCAGA